UGUUAGAUAUCGAUUCAGUUUUUUCUCCGACUCGCUGGUGACGACGUCCUUUGCAACUUCUAGUUUAGGUAAAAAGUUUGUUAUUUGCAGUGAAUUUCAUAUGAAAAAUGUUAAAACUAUUACUAUCAGGUUCCCAUAAUUGUAGUUUAAUUCAGAGUCAACCCUACCGAAGUCAUCUGCGACAGUGUCUACAAACGUACGCGUUCCGUCGGAAUGAGCUCCGGGACGCAGGCAAAAACAGUGCCCUUCGCGAUAGUAUUCGCCUGCAAUGGCGCAAAUGGAUGACAACCGGGACGCAGCAACAGGUUGUGGUUCGAACCGGAGAAAGAAGUUCAAAAUUACUCCGAUUAGUGAUAGGCGGAAGUGCGGUCAGCGUGACCGUGGGCUACCAAUUCCGCCGGUGGUUUGUUCACUGUGAAGCCGCUGCCGUAAAUAACCGUCUGGUGGGUCAUAAAGUAGCGGGAGCUGGAGAAGGAAUCAAGUUCGACUGGCGAAAGUUUUGGACUUAUUUGAGACCGCAUUUGGUAAAGUUGAUUGGAGCGAUCAUGGCGGCCCUGGCAGUGGCCUAUUUCAAUAUCCAGAUUCCAAAUAUGCUUGGCGUGGUCGUUAAUACUUUGUCCAAAUACGCUAGGACUAAUUUGAGCGAAUUUGAUUCCUCAACGUUUUUGAACGAAAUAAAAGUGCCGUCACUACGAUUAUUCGGUAUGUACAUCGUUCAAGCCGGAUUCACCUUUGUCUACAUUCUGCUGCUGAGUCAAAUUGGCGAACAAAUGGCAGCGAAGAUCCGACAGGAUCUGUUCAAGCAAAUCAUCAUUCAAGAUUUGGAAUUCUUCGACGAAAAUCGAACCGGCGAGUUGGUAAACCGAUUGACGGCAGACGUACAAGAUUUCAAAUCCUGCUUCAAGCAGUGUAUCUCCCAAGGUUUGCGUUCGUUUGCCCAACUGAUUGGAGGAGCUGUCUCGUUGUUCCUUAUAUCGCCGCAGUUGGCUAGUAUAGCGUUAGUGUCCGUUCCUGCGGCGGUGGCGAUGUUUUCAUAUCUAGGGAAGUCGCUGAGGGCGCUCAGCAAAAAGAGUCAAGCACAAUCGGAACGAGCCACAUCAGUUAGUGAAGAAGCUCUGUCCAAUAUCAGAACGGUUCGGUCCAGUGCAAGCGAGUACGCCGAAGUGGAGCUGUUCCGACAUGAAACAGAUAAGGCUGCAGAGUUGUCGCAACAGCUGGGAGUCGGAAUUGCAGUGUUCCAGGCGCUGACCAAUUUAUUCCUGAAUGGCAUGGUGCUUACUACGCUGGUUCUCGGUGGACAUUUCAUGUCUACAAGUUCCAUCAGCGCCGGAGAUUUGAUGGCAUUUUUGGUCGCAUCCCAGGGGGUUCAACGCUCCCUUGCUCAAGGCUCUAUACUGCUUGGUUCAGUGAUCCGAGGAAUGACAGCUGGUUCCCGUGUAUUCGAAUAUCUUUCUGUUCAACCAAAAGUAGAUCUCAAAUUGGGUGCAAUCAUUCCCGAAUCAGAUGUUAGAGGUGAAAUCCGAUUCGAAAACGUUUCUUUUACGUACCCCUCUCGACCCAAUCAGCAAGUGCUCAAGAACUUCUCGCUUGUAUUAAAACCGGGGCAAACGGUUGCCUUAGUGGGAGCCAGUGGAUCAGGAAAAUCCACCAUUGCUUCCCUACUGGAACGGUUCUAUGAGCCCACAGGUGGUCGCAUUACCGUCGACGGUUAUGAACUCUCGCAGCUGUCACCUUACUGGCUUCGAGGCCAUCUAAUUGGAUUUAUUGAACAACAACCAGUUUUGUUCGGAACGUCCAUAUACGAAAAUAUCCGUUAUGGUCGUCCAGAUGCAACGCAAGCGGAAAUUCUGGAAGCGGCUAAGCUUUCCCAGUCGCACCAAUUUGUGAGCCAACUGCCCGAGGGCUACCAUACUCCAGUGGGCGAAAGAGGCAUUCAGCUAAGCGGUGGACAACGUCAGAGGAUUGCGAUUGCGCGGGCACUGCUUAAGCAGCCAACCGUACUGAUCCUUGACGAGGCAACCAGUGCGCUGGAUGCUUCAAGUGAAGCUAUCGUGCAGAAAGCGUUGGAUGCAGCGGUGGUCAACAGGACAACGCUGGUCAUAGCCCAUCGCUUGUCGACGAUCAGAAAUGCGGAUGUAAUUGUGGUGUUGGACAAAGGUCGGAUAGUGGAAAUGGGCAAUCAUGACACGUUGCUGCGCAAGAAGGGCUACUACUUUGAACUGGUGAAACAGCAGGAACGGCAACAACAGGAGGAAGAACAGCACCAACAACAGAGGGCCUACGGAUAAGGUAAGACAUUGGGUGUUGGGGAAUUCAGUUGAAUAAUUAUUCGUACGAAGUUGCUUAGAUUUAUAGGAAAUUAUAUGACAAAGUUAUGAACAGUUA
Armigeres subalbatus is the source of this 2385-nucleotide messenger RNA. Its product is annotated as mitochondrial potassium channel ATP-binding subunit. Gene Ontology annotation, biological process: oligopeptide export from mitochondrion. Gene Ontology annotation, cellular component: mitochondrial inner membrane. Bases 108 to 2288 code for a protein of 726 amino acids. The record is from RefSeq and is a predicted model, not a curated record. The transcript is spliced from 3 exons. NCBI's taxonomy places the organism in Eukaryota, Metazoa, Arthropoda, Insecta, Diptera, Culicidae. Gene Ontology annotation, molecular function: ATP hydrolysis activity; ATP binding; ABC-type oligopeptide transporter activity.